UCUGGUUUUUUUUUGUAUGUAUCAGACUCCUUGCACUUCAUCGACAUAAGCAACUGCGUUUCUCGUUCAAGGCUUGACAGUUCGGUCACAAUUCUUGGUGCGCAAAACUUGGUUUACCUGGAUCUUUCAGACAAUGGGUUUAUGGAUUUUACUGGCACAAUUGAUGGAUUGAAUGGAUUAAAAACUUUUAUUUUAUCUGGCAUCCAGUUGGACAGUUUGUCUGCCACAUUUUUUGACCCCUUCCAAAGACUGGACUAUUUAGACAUGUCAGAAACGAACCUAGAUCUUGAUUUUAUAAGUGCCAGCAGUGAAAGGCUGUUUCAGAAGCUGUCCGACCUCAAGACAUUGAGCCUGGAGAGAAACUCCUUGACGUUACUGUCACCUAACACCUUCUCAGCCAACCACAACAUCACCCACCUUCUUCUUUCCGGGAACCGUUUUAGUCGCGUGCCUUUCAACCUCAAAAACACACCCGAACUUCAAGUUCUAGACCUCCAAAACAACGCUAUAGUCUCUCUUGACCGGGAGACGACAGACACACUUGACCAGUUGGCAGCAGAUGUAGGCGGUUUUCAUCUCAAGCUUGGUGGAAAUGUUAUGUUGUGCAUAUGCGAAAAUGUCCGUUUUCUGUACUGGCUGGGGCACACAAGCGUUGUUCUUGACCGUGGCGGCAAUUUCAGCUGUUUGAAAAAUGAUGGGGUUUUGUCCUCUACCUCGGCGUUUGUAGAUGCUGUAGUCAUGUGGCGACAAUGUUCGGGUCAAUUCUAUUUCAACGUGUCCAUUUUCCUCCUCUGCACAAUGAUCAUCGGAUUUUUGACCACAUUUGUCAUCACAAGAAACAAAACUCUCAUCCUCUCAAGCUUGCUCCAGAUUUUCACCAAAUUCAAGGUUCUCAAAUCAAAAGAUUACAAGAUCGGGGUGUUCAUUGGAUACGCUGACCGCGAUUACGUUUUCGCGUGUACAGAGUUGCGACAAUAUAUUGAGGCCACACUGGGAUUGACCACUUACCUCCAAGACCGCGACAGCCUUCUGACAUUCGAUAUGGCCCAGGGGAUCGUUGAGGCCAUCAACUCGAGUUGGAGGAUCCUUCUAGUGGUCAACAGAGCGUUUCUUAACGAUGACCACUGGUCAUUAUUUACAAUAAAGUCAGCUAUUUACGCCCUGACACCGGCCAAUCCUGACCGUGUUGUGGUUGUUGUAGAUAAGCAGUUACUGUCGGAACUUCCUGGAGACCUUUUGAGUUUUGUGCCAGAGGACAACAUCCUCCCCGUGUCCCGAUGGGAGAUGACGUAUAGACUGAGAGAAAUGUUAAGGACACGGCUCCUGUAA
Messenger RNA from Lymnaea stagnalis (great pond snail), 1329 nucleotides. NCBI's taxonomy places the organism in Eukaryota, Metazoa, Mollusca, Gastropoda, Lymnaeidae. The record is from the annotation of a GenBank genome assembly.